ACACAGGUUUGUUCCUGGUUUGAAGUAAAAGAGAAACUUCACCAUCAGGUAUCACGUUUGCCUUAAAAACAAGGAGGAUGAAGAGACAAACAUCAGGAGGAAGAAGAUGAUGAACUGAAGAAAGAGAAGCUGAUCAACAUGAGCAGCAUAAUAACAUGAAGAUCAGUAAUAUCAGAAAUGAACAGAGAGGAUGAUCAGCUGAUGAAGAGCAGAUCAGCAUGGCCAGCAGAGAGAGCAGAGCUGUUGUUCGUGAUUCUGCUCACAAGAGAAGUCAGAGCAAAGAGAUAGAGCACCCAGACUUGAGCUCUACUUCUCCUCUGAGGAUUCUUCUUCUGGGUAAAAGCGUGUCAGAAAACAGCCGUGUAGGAAACUUGAUCUUGGGUCGAUCAGCGUUUGACAGUGAAGCUCCUCCAGAUGUUGUGGAGAGAGUCGGAGGAAGACUGAAGCACAGACACGUGACGCUCAUCAACAGUCCUCAGCUGCUCCACACACACCUCUCAGAUGAUCAGAUCACACAGACGGUCAGAGAGUGUGUGAGUCUGUCUGAUCCAGGACCUCAUGUGGUGCUUCUGCUUCUCCAACAUCAGCAGUGUUCAGCAGAAGAUCAAGAGCGUGUGGAGAAGCUGCAGGACUCUUUCUCUGAGCGCCUUCUUCAACACACCCUGGUGCUCAGCACACAAGAGCCCACUGAACCCAAUCAGAUCCUGCAGAAGAUCAUCCAGAUGUGCUCAAACAGACACUUCAGUCUUCAGAGAAGCAGCUCUGCUGAUCAUCUUCUGCAGGCCUUUGAGGACAUUGAGAAGAGCAAUAAGGGACGACACCUGAUUUCUGCAGCUCAAUACAAAGAUUCAAUGCGAGAACAGACUGAGUUUAAUGAGAGACUGAGAGAAGAGAGGGAGAGGAUGGAGAGAGAGAAAGAGGAGCUUCAGUCUAAACAUGAAGAGGAACUAAACAGGAUGAAGAUCCAGAUUGAGCAACUAAACAGAGAAAGAGAAGAACUGAUGACGAGACAUGAAGAAGAGAAAGAGAGAAUGGAGAUGAUGAUGGAGGAGGAACGACAGAAACAGGAGAAAGAGAAGAAGAGGAGAGAAGAAGAGUUCAGAGAGAGAGAAGUGCGAUAUAAAAGACUGAUUAAAGAACGAGAGCAGAAGGAGAAUGAACUGCUUGAACCGAUGAAGCUGGAGCGAAUGCAGAGACAGAAACCAGAGGAACGACUGAGAAGAGAAGAGAAAGAAGAGAAACAGAAAUCUGAACUUCAUAAGAGACGCCAAAGUCCAGUUAGUGCUCAGACAUCAGCAAGUGAAACAAUGCGACCUAAGGAAACUGUAAUGAAGAGCCAACAGCCAGAACACACUCUAGUCUCCAGUCUCCCAUCCAGAUGGAUUGUUCUUCUGGGUAAAACAGGAGCUGGGAAAAGAUCAGCUAAAAACACAAUCCUGGGACAGAGAGAGUUCAGAUCUGAGAUGAGAGUGCGUCCAGCAACCAGUGAAUGUUCAGCAGCUCAGGCCACAGUUUCAGGCAGAUCUGUGUCUGUAGUCGACACUCCUGGAUUUUUUCACCCUUUUAUAGACAAUGAAGAGGUAAUGAUGGAGAUCAGCAGAAGUGUGUAUAUCUCCAGCCCUGGACCUCACGCUUUCCUCAUUGUGUUCAGUGUAAACAUGAGAUUCACUGAACAGGAGCUGCAGAUUCCUCAGAUGAUGGUGAAGAUGUUUGGUGAAGAAGUGCUGAAAUACUCCAUCAUUCUCUUCACUCAUGGAGAUCUGCUGGAAGGGUGGUCAGUAGAGGAGUUCAUUGAGAAGAACAAUAGAGUAAGAUCUUUAGUAGAUCAGUGUGGAGGCAGAUAUCAGCUGCUGAACAACAGAGAUGUGAAUAACAGAGAGCAGGUGGAGGAUCUACUGCAGAAGAUUGACUCAAUGAUAGAGCAGAAUAGAGGAGUACACUACAGUAUCCAGAUGUAUGAAGACGCUCAGAGAUUCAGACGAGAGGAAGAAAAGAGGAGACCAAGAGAAGAAAUGGAGAGAAAACCACAAGAGGAAAACAAAUACAAGAGGAGAUUGAGAAAAUGAUAACAGAGAGUCAAAGGAGGAAGUGAAGAUCUAUGGAGCAAAUAGGAAGAGAAAUAAAGCCAAACCAUAGUUGAUCCUCCUGGACUGUAUGACACAAUGAAGAUGUUAAUGACAAAGAGUAUACUAUGACUGAAUUAUAUA
Molecule: messenger RNA, 2207 nt
Organism: Danio aesculapii
Lineage: Eukaryota; Metazoa; Chordata; Actinopteri; Cypriniformes; Danionidae
Product: GTPase IMAP family member 8-like
Exons: 5
Coding region: 219-2066 (615 amino acids)
Molecular function (GO): GTP binding
Source: RefSeq, a predicted model, not a curated record